CGCCUGUGUACUCUAUUCCGUCCAGUUCGGGCAGCUGGCUGACCGGUUUCUUAAAACGUUGUCACUGUCUGCUGUUGUGAUCUGGUUUUGUGUUUGGUCGCCAAGCCGCCUUACGAGUUCAUCAAGUACUGAUGCAAGAAACUGAGAAGAUCAAGCGGGAUUGCCGCUACAGAAACAUAGCACAAAAAGUCAGGCACAAGCUGACCAGCCUGCCACGACAUGACAACAGAAGAGGAUGAAAGAAGCCCACCAAAAGCAUCGCCAGUGCCACUUCGGCAGCAUGCCAUCGUGUAUCAAGCUUCUGACGCUCCGGUCUGCCUGCACUGUCGCACUCUUGACAUGCCUUACUUCGACACAGGGUGCCGUAGCUGCCUUGAAAUUUUGCAUAGCAAUGACACCAAGGUACCCGAGAUCUUCGCAAUCAUUCGCCAGUGGGCCCCACAGACGCAGCAGGACAUCAAGAUGCUUGUAACAGAGGUACUGCGUCGAGGUGCCAACGUGAACGACCGAGACGGCCUGACGGACAUGACCCUGCUGCAUUACGCGUGCAAGUCUGGGGCUGAAGGAAUUGGGAGCGUCACAAAUGCGACGCGUACUGUCGGAAUGUUGCUCGAUAUGGGAGCCGACGUUUCCCUACGGUGUUGCUGGACGGAUAUGGCUGCCAUACAUUAUGCUGCAUAUUUCGACGUCCCGCCCGUGAUCGAGUUACUCCUCAAGGCUAGCAGAAAAGCAGAUAUUGACAGCCCAUGCCAGUCAUUUGACAAUGGCACUGCCUUACAUAUUGCGGCCACCAAUCUGUGCUUCAGGGCGGCUCAAACACUGGUUGAAUAUGGAGCAAACUUGACUUCCACUGACAACCUUGGAAGGACCCCUAUGGAGUGCAUUGUUGACCCCAGGAGGGGUGAUGUAAUGUCAGAUGCCAGCAGCAUUGUCUCCAGUAUGCAGGAGCUUCUGAAAACUCCCCUCUCCAGCAUCCCGUCGCAAAAUAAUUCGCUGCUGCAGCCCGACUCCUCACCAGCUGCGACAGGGAGGGUCGUGCUACAGUCCUUGGGACUCAAGAUUGGCGAUCAGGUUGCAAUCGGUGGGGCGAAGGUGGGAAUAUUGAGGUACUGUGGGACAAUACAUUUUGCUGCUGGGGUUUGGGCCGGAGUCGAGCUGUACGACCCGCUUGGAAAGAAUGAUGGCUCGCUUGGUGGCAUCUCUUACUUUCACUGCGAUAUGAACCAUGGCAUAUUUGCACCGAUCACAAAAGUUCAGAAGUAUGAUGGCGGACCAUUGAUGGAAUAUGCAAGUUCGCCAAGGAUAUCAUCAGGCACUCGGAAUGUUUCAUUUCCAAAGGUGGACAUAUCUCGCGUUGCGCCGAAAGUGGAAACAGGUCUGUCAAGCCGGCGUCAGAAGCUCUUUGAUCCAAGAAACAGACAGAUUGCGGUGGGGGACUGUGUCAUGAUUGGGCAGCGGAAAGGCAUUGUGAAAUUCGUCGGUGAAACGCAGUUUGCUCCAGGACAGUGGUGUGGGAUUGAGUUGUUCAAGCCGCAGGGCAAGAAUGAUGGCUCGGUAAAUGGUGUGAGUUACUUCACCUGCCCGCCAAACCAUGGUAUCUUUGCACCACCUACCAGGGUCACGUGUGUACCAGCUUCGACUGAGGAAGAUGCAUCAGAUCCGGAUUCACUGGUAGACAUGAGCACUUCAGCGAGUCGAAGCUCAACGGAGGGAGACACAGCAAGUAGCCCUGCUUCACAAAGAUCAUACACGGUGGAUAAGAAAUCUCAUUCGUCCAAAUCACACCAACCGAGGACAAUAUCAACAAAUCUCAAAAAGGGCUGCUGGCUAGCAACAGGAAUGAACGUAUUCGUCCGGAAUGAACUGGGUGUUCUCCGUUACAUGGGCCCGGUGCAUUUUGGUGAGGGAACCUGGCUGGGUGUGGAACUACGAACGGCUCAUGGUCGCAACGACGGAUCGGUUCAGGGGCAUAGGUACUUCGCCUGCAAGCCCAACCACGGGUUGCUUGUCCGACCCAGUAAGGUGACCGUACGUGGUAUUAAUGGUGCUAAGCUCUUUGAGGAGCAGAAAGCGUAGGUUGUCUAGGUUUUCUCUACUUUUCCUGUCCGUGUCAGUUUUGCGGCAUUUGUUCCGCUUUGCGUUUGUCAUAUGCUUCAGUGUCAUGUGCACGAGCAACAUUCCCCCAAAUACUGCGGCGGAAGAUGCAAAAAAUGUUGUAGCUUUCCGUUGCCGCAUAAGCGUGAGCGCUCGACAUCACGCCUUUUCGUGUACUGCUAAUCGUGGGGAAUAUCCUGUGGGGCAGUCACAAGGUAUUGCGUAGCAGACGUUGGAAAAAUAUGCUGACAGUGUCGUCUGCUAAGCGCGCAGAACGUCACUCCCGAUAUUCUGGCACCGCGCACAUGCUCAACUUAACAUGCGACGGAACUGCUGCCCUCGAAGAAUUUUGUUUGCUUUUUCUUCCUCUAGAAUAUUCUGUGGGGAUGUCGCUCGUGUGAAUAGUGCGCGGAGUAUGAAUCGUGGCUUCUUUCCACGUUUGCUUUCAAGUAGAUCGAGUCAUAAAAAUCAAAAGAUUGGGUGAAAACCACCUGAAUUCUCAAGUUAGCAGAUCCCUUACUUUAGUAAACAGUUGCAUGUGCAACCUAUGGUAAAGGCUCUAGAGAGCUAACCGCUUGGCAGGUUUAAAGAGGUUUCAGGAGGUUUUGUCCUGUUGAGUUGCUCUCGCAAUUAUCAAAAAGAAAAGCGCUCAUGAAAAAAUGGCUAGGAAGCAAGCGAGCUGGUGAAGAUGAUGCAUAAUGUAAAAACCCCGAGACUAGGGAACACGAAGGGACAGACACAACACGAAGGCAACACGUGUUGUGUCUGUCCCUUCAUGUUCCCUAGUCUCGGGGGGGUUUUUACAUUAUACAUUAUGCAAGCGCUCAUGCCUUUGUAAGUAUAUUGAUCUGAAAACUUCUGCUGUUAGUUUGUCCCCAUGCUUUGGUGCAAUACCUAUAGAGUGCUAUGAGAUCAUUUGGCAUAUGGAUGUGGUUUGAUUUCAAGUUCAUCUGUCUUUUGCUAUGUAUCUACAGGAGUGGUGAAGCACUCCAAACCAUGUGACUAUACCAAAAAAGUAUUGUGAGCUUUCCUCUUUGGUGGUUCUUCAUCGUUAUUUAUUGUUUUGUUGAUCAUUUUAACAGCGUUUUAAACUUGCCAUGCAGGCAGUGCUGUUACCUUUGUUGUUACGAUUAUUAUUUUUAUUCUUCUUUACAAUCUCAUUGUAAUAUACAACCUACCAAAUGUGUACAUGUUUGUUUGAAGAAAAAAUGUCCCGUUUCGGUAGAGCACAGAUGCACCAACCCAAACUGUUCCUUGUUAUUAACACUUUAGUCAUAGGAAUAUGGCCAGUUUUAACAUUCAGUUACAGCUGUUCUUUGACUGGGUUUUGUAUGACAGCUCAUUUAAAUGUGUAUGUUUUGUUACGGUUUGUGCACUCUUGACAGCUAACUUUCACUUUACAGUACAGUGUCAAUGUGGACUUUGAUGCCACACACAUGUACCUUUAUGUUUUAAGAAUACGUACUUUCCUUUUAUGUUGUAUCUUGUUUUGAUUCACAAACUACAACUGCUACAAGUAGAUUCAUCAACCUUUACUAAGUGUAAAUUGUGUACGCAUGCAUAAUGUAAGUCUAUCUGUUUCUGAUGCUUCCCAGAGAUGUGCAGUUCACAAUUUAUGGCACACGUUUCACAUUCCAAACCAAAGCACAAUAGUACUUGCAUUUAUCAUUACAUUUCUGUAUUUUUUUUAAAGUAGUUAUCGCUCGUUGUCUAGAAUUUAUUGGUGCAUGACUGUGCAGUAUUAGACCUAAAUGGCAAUGCAGAUUAUUUUCCAACGUGAAAAAGGUCUUGGCAUGGCCAACAAACAAAUUAGUAUGUGACACUAAUUUCAUUCCAUUGUUUCAGUCCCAUGCCUUUACUUGAAUGUAACUUGUAUCUCUUGUCCGAUUUACAACAGUACGAUAGUACUUUUUUUUUUUUUUUUUGAGUGAUAAAAAUUAUUCCUUCACUUCACAGUUGAGCACUAAAUCUUGUAUUGCCCUUGUAACAUACAGAAUCAAAACUGGUUGUGGCAGUAAUACAUUUCUUUUUAUUCUGCUCAGGAAGGCUAGGUGGUUGCAGGACAGCUGUGCUGAACACAGUCACGUUGGUUGUGGUCGAUGUGGGUGAUAUUUGCAAUGUAAAUGGCUCCGAUACUCUGAUGACUCGUCAACAGCAGCCUUUCCGAUAUUUGCAGUUUCCUGUUAGCAGAUUAGUAACUUUACCAUGACCACGUUGUUUAGUUUGUUGUACGAACGGUGCAAUAUUUCAGUGCUGCAAAUUACAAGUAUUGUGUCUGCCAGUAUAGUUACAUACUUUCCUAAAUGCAUGUAGCCAUUGCGAGUUGGUACAGUAAGGUACGUCAGAAUAUGUGUAGCAGCAAUCCUGUAUACACGUGCAUUUAUAAGAAUGUUGUUAGGUUAUUGAUGUGCUACGCAAACGUGAAUCCACGCUUCCACAAACAUCUUGUUGGCAUUGUAUGUGAGUUUGUCUGCAAAUCAAACUGAUGAUGGUUGCUACCCUGCUGCUUGACUUGUCACUUAAUAUUUGGUGGUAGGUGGAAACGUUCAGAAGAAACGGGGUAUGUUUGAAGAAAAAGCGUGAAUGGAAGCAAAAUAUAUUAUAUAUACAUUUAGCAUGUACAUAGUACAAAGCUGCAUAUCGCAAUAAUCUGCAAACACAAUAUUGUAUUGGCUGCACAUUAUCUUAUCUGUAACAAUGUGAACCCAAAAUAUGGGAUGAAAUGCAGCCCAUGUUCCGCAAGAAACCAGUACCCCCAGACUGCUGUAGUUUCCACUUCCAAUUCAAGACCGAAAAAUAUGCAGUAAAACCAUUUCAAAGCCA
This is a messenger RNA of Ornithodoros turicata, 4917 nucleotides long. RefSeq names its product CAP-Gly domain-containing linker protein 3-like. The coding region runs from base 220 to 2076 and encodes 618 amino acids. The record is from RefSeq and is a predicted model, not a curated record. Gene Ontology annotation, biological process: cytoplasmic microtubule organization. Gene Ontology annotation, molecular function: microtubule plus-end binding. The transcript is spliced from 13 exons. Gene Ontology annotation, cellular component: microtubule plus-end; nucleus; cell cortex. Lineage: Eukaryota; Metazoa; Arthropoda; Arachnida; Ixodida; Argasidae.